This is a messenger RNA of Strongylocentrotus purpuratus (purple sea urchin), 2433 nucleotides long. RefSeq lists its product as uncharacterized. The record is from RefSeq and is a predicted model, not a curated record. The coding region runs from base 265 to 1173 and encodes 302 amino acids. The transcript has 5 exons. Lineage: Eukaryota; Metazoa; Echinodermata; Echinoidea; Camarodonta; Strongylocentrotidae.
UAUGUAAACAAACAGGGCGUUGACGACCACCGCUUAUCUUUAGCAGCCAAACACACGCGACUCAUCACAAUAUCGCAUAAACAUCACGUUGAAUUUGGGCAUAAUAUACUUUAACAUUUUCAUUAAGUUGCAUAGUACAUUCGUUUGAUAGGACUUUGUUGACUUCCUCCUUCGUUCCAUCUUUGAACAUUUUUUUGCCUGUUUUUCGACCGACAUUGUUAGCGACAAUUUCAAGGAUUCGAGCAGACGCCACUGACCGUAAAGAUGACCGACACUGUGCCUGUACCCGCGGUCCGUCCCCCAGUGGACAAGCCUAUGCGACUGGUUGGAGUUAGCCACAGUAAUAAUAGCUACAGCUUGGUUGACCAUGCAUCUGCUAAUGAUCAACUUCAUUAUAUAUUUUUGGUUGUAAAGCAGCAUAUUGCUGGUAUCCUUGCUGAUGUUCAGUAUUAUAAGAUUGCUGAGCUGAAGAAUGAGAUCAUUGCUCUUGGUACUGAUGUAGCUGCUCUAGUCAGAGACAGGUCUUUUGAGGAAUCAAGGGAUAAAUAUCACAGUCAUUUCUGGCGAGCAGAUGAUGAAGCUGAAAACAAACGACUGAUUGUGAAGUUGUCAGAGGUUGCAUAUGCACUUCUUGAUUACAAACAGAACUGUUGCACACAGAGUAGAGGACCCUAUGCAUUGGAUGAAGCUAAGCUGGAAAUACUCUGCAAAAAACACUUGUAUGAAUUACAGAAUUUCAGAAGGGAGCUGGCACAGUUUGUCAACACGGCCCGAGAUCGAAAUGCCCAGGUGACCCGCCUGUCUGCACCUCUUCAGUCACAACUCGAAUGGUAUCAGUACAAAUCACCUUUGGAUGACCCCAGUAUCCGCCGACCUCUGCCCUACGAGUGCACUCUGACCUCCAGGGAGACGAUCCGCCCAAGAACGGAACCUCCAGAGGUGGAUGGUCACAUAUCAGGAGUCAAGCAUGUACCAAGUCAAUGGGAUGUUCCAAAUCUAUCAGGAAAACCAGGAGCAGCUAAUUCAGGAACCCAUGGAAACCUAACAAGCCAGGGCCGGUACGGUGGCAGGCAUAUGUAUGAAAGGAACAUCAACGAGAGGAGAAAGCCAUGUGAACAAGAAAUUCAGCAUGUUUCAAGUCGAUACAAGCAUUAUCAUGGACUCUGUGAAUAAGCACACAAUAUCAUUUACUGAAGUUAUAUUUUAGUGUCGUUUUAUACUGUGACUCUUUGACUGAAUUUGUUCAAAUAGCUUUAAUUUACAUAAUUGUUUGGUGUAUAUGCAUACAGUGGACAUUGUUAUGUCUGGAAAUUAAUGCAAUGGGUCUUACUUUAUCUAUACAACUUCAUAAUAUCAAAAGCAGUAGGCAUAUAGCUAGAUGUAUCUUGCUGGCUGAAGUAUGGAUAGAUGGAUAUGUCUUGCAUUUUCAUGUUUGAAUGAAAACAUUCAACUUUCUCUUUACAAUCAUACUUAGUAUUUCAGUAUUUCAGUUAUGAAAGAAAUGGUCUCUAUACAACUGAUUUUUUUUGGUGAGGAAUAAAGUUUGAAGUGAAAGAGCAUGUAAAGCCUAAACUCAAAGGCUAUUUGAAAAAUCUAGUCGCAAAUGCCUGAUAGGAUAUCCAAAUUACUAGCUUAUAUUGUGCAUAACAUAGCUUAUAAUGCCUUUUUAAAUGUGCAUAUAUAUCCAUUCCUAUGCAAAAAAGGAGUUAGAUAUACAUUUCUGAAGAACAAUCUUUCAAAACUUUCUAUAUUGAUGUAGAAAAUAAUUAUGUCUACUACACCCUCAUUUUAUAUCAUCUUACCUCUCUUUGCCUGAGCUUGAUGGAUUAAAAAAAUAUAUAUAUUUUGCCAAAAAUAACAAGUCAGUCCAAAACACAUGAAAUCGACUGUAUUUAGGUCUGAGUGGUCCACUGCUUUUUAUACCCUUGUAUUAUAAAUGUACAAUCAUGCCAUUUCCCUCUAGAACAUUCACUUACUGUUCGUAACAAAAGUUUGAUGCUGAAAGUAAUUUGUUCUUAUUUAUAUAAUAAUUAGAUAUCUCAAUGUAUAGACUUUACUUUCUGUAGUUGUCUAAUCAUGAAAUUGAUUAGUGAAAUAAAUUAUGGAAAGUUUUUUGCAAACUCAUUCUGAUGUUAUCCUAUAAACAAUUAUGAAUUGAAGAUUGUCACUGUGAUACUUUGAAAGUAGAGUGAUGUGGUUUACACAUUAUCAAGUUUCAUGAAUAUCUAUUAACAUAGACUUACAUGACACAUAUUAUGCGUGGUUAUCACUGUUGUGAAUUUUCAUUUUUAUUAAAUAAACUAAAUGCUGCCAAGAUUGGAUAGUUUAUCAUUGAUUCCAGGAAUCUUAAAAAGUAAUAUAUAAUCUGUAAUAAAGUGUUAUACUUUUAAAUGUGAAGAUUUAUUGUAAAUAAAGAAGUGAAGAAACCCUUAA